Messenger RNA from Durio zibethinus, 3710 nucleotides. The record is from RefSeq and is a predicted model, not a curated record. Lineage: Eukaryota; Viridiplantae; Streptophyta; Magnoliopsida; Malvales; Malvaceae.
GUGAAAAAAAAAAAAAAAACCACCGAAAUACAAAGCUCUCUUCCUUCACCCCAAAAUUCCCAGAGAAUUUCUUUUCUCCCCAUCAAUCCUUCAACCUAAAAACCUCCUAAAUUCCAAUGCCACAUCCCAUCAAAUAACCCGAAAUUAUCAGACCCCGAAAUUUUCUUUUCCUCCAUACUUUGCAAUGUCAGGUCCAUCACUCAUGGAUUCCCUGUUUCAGCGCAGUUUAGAGGACCUAAUCAAAGGCCUAAGACAACAACUUAUCGGUGAACAAGCUUUCAUUUCCAAGGCUCUGGAAGAAAUCCGUAAAGAAAUAAAAUCCACUGACCUCUCAAUCAAAUCCACAGCUCUCCUCAAACUCUCCUACCUUUCCUCCCUUCACUUCCAUGACAUGUCGUUUGCAACUUUCCAUGCGUUGGAAGUCCUCUCUUCCCCUCGCUUUUCCCACAAAAAAAUCGCUUACCAUGCAAUCUCACUUUCCUUCCAUGAUUCCACCCCUGUUCUUCUCCUAAUAACUAAUCAUCUGCGCAAGGAUCUUACAAGUACCAAUGAGUUUGAAGUAAGUUUAUCUCUUCGUUGCUUAUCUAAAAUUGCUAAUGUUGAUCUUGCUAGAGACUUAACCCCGGAAAUUUUCACUUUAAUGUCUAGUAAUAAACUUUAUGUUCGAAAAAAGGCAGUAGCUGUAGUGUUAAGGGUUUUUGAGAAAUACCCAGAUUCUGUUAGGGUGUGUUUUAAACGUUUAGUUGAAAAUUUAGACAAUUCUGAUCCUCAGAUAUUGUCUGCUGUUAUUGGGGUGUUUUGUGAACUUGCUUGUAAAGAUCCCAGAUCGUAUCUACCGUUGGCACCUGAGUUUUAUAAGAUUUUGGUUGAUUCCAAAAACAAUUGGGUUUUGAUUAAGGUGUUGAAGAUUUUUGCUAAGUUGGCUCCUUUGGAACCGAGGUUAGCAAAACGGGUUGUUGAGCCGAUUUGUGAUCAUAUGAGGAGAACUGGGGCGAAGUCAUUGUUGUUUGAGUGUGUUCGGACUGUCGUUACUAGUUUGAGUGAGUAUGACUCUGCUGUGAGGCUUGCAGUGGGGAAGGUUCCGGAGUUUUUGGUGGAUGAGGAUCCGAAUCUUAAGUAUCUUGGCUUGCAGGUGCUUUCAAUUGUAGCACAGAAGCACUUGUGGGCGGUGUCACAGAAUAAGGAAGCUGUGAUUAAGUCAUUGAGUGAUGCAGAUCCUAAUAUUAAGAUUGAGUCAUUGCGUCUUGUGAUGGCAAUGGUGUCUGAAUGUAAUGUGACUGAAAUUUCCCGAGUUUUGGUCAAUCAUGCUCUUAAAUCUGAUCCUGAGUUUUGUAAUGAGAUUCUUGGUUCUAUUUUAUCAACUUGUUCCAGAAAUGUGUAUGAGAUUAUUGUUGACUUUGAUUGGUAUGUAUCACUUCUAGGGGAGAUGUCCAGAAUCCCACAUUGCCAUAAGGGAGAAGAAAUUGAAAAUCAGCUAAUUGAUAUUGGUAUCAGGGUCAAGGAUGUUAGGCUAGAACUUGUUCGUGUCAGUCGUGAUCUGCUCAUUGAUCCUGCUUUACUUGGAAAUUUUUUCUUGCAUAGGGUAUUAUGUGCUGCUUCUUGGGCAUCUGGAGAAUAUGUUAAGUUUUCAAGGAACCCAUUAGAACUUAUGGAAGCACUAUUACAACCUCGCACUAGAUUGUUGCCGCCAUCUAUUAGGGCAAUUUAUAUUCAGUCUGCCUUUAAAGUGUUAGUUUUUUGCCUACAUACUUACCUUAUGCAAAGGGGAAGCACUUUUUCCUCUACAUCUCCAGAUAAUUUGCCUUCAGUAGUUUCAGCAUCUGUGUCUGAUGAAUCAUUUGACAAUCUGUCGGUUGAAAAUGGUGUAGAUGCAACUGUUACACAUGGCCAGAUAUGUACCCCUGCUUUUAUCACCAAUGAAUCUAUUGUAAACCUAUUGAAUAUGGUUGAAUUGGCUUUGGGCCCACUAGUUGGAAGCCAUGAUGUGGAAGUACAAGAGAGAGCACGGAAUGUGCUUGGUUUUGUUGAUUUGACAAAACUAAAAUUUCUUAAUUAUUCAGUCCAAGAGGAAAAUGAUUCAGAGGGAAAAGGAGUGGAAGCUUCCAAUAUCAUUGAACUGAUGCAUGAUGCCUUUUCCAAGGAGCUCGGUCCCAUUUCUUUAAGCGCUCAGGGAAAUGUUUCUCUGCCAGAUGGUUUAAUAGUUAAGGAGAACCUUGGCGACUUGGAAAUGAUCUGUUGUGAUAUUGAACUACCUUCAUCAAACUCAUUUUCUUUUGGAAGUCCUUGUGAGGAGAAGGAUGGUGUUUCUUUCUCUAACCUUCAAAUCAAAGAAGACUCUGAACAAUCAAAUGAGUCCACAUCUCUGUUAGCUGAGCAUCGUAAGCGCCAUGGGUUGUAUUAUCUUCCUUUGGGGAAGAGUGAAAUUUCAAAUGAUUAUCCUCCUGCCAAUGACCCCAUAUUACAGGGUAAUAUCAAUGGUAAUGCUGUUGAUCUUGUUAAAAUUACAGAGGAAUCACUUGUCCCAAAGAGAAAACCAAGUCAUGCCAAGCCUAGGCCUGUGGUGGUGAAAUUGGAUGAAGUAGAUGAGAAACCUGUUGCAUUGAAGAAGUUUGAGUCUAAGGAUGAUUCGCUUUCAGGAGCUGUGCGUGAUAUUCUUUUUGGUAGUGAAGAUAUGGUACCUACUUCAUCACAAAGCAACCUUUCCGAUAAGUCAUCUAGCAAAAGAAAAGGGAAGGAAAAACAACAUACAGCUCCUCAUGUGGAAUCAAAAGAAAAUUUAGUUGACGAUGGAAAUCCCAGUUCAAGAAGGAGAAAGUACCGUAGUCAUGGUAAAGAGAGAAGACAUAGAAGUCCAAGGAAGAAAACUGCUGAGGAAAGAGAAGGUCAGAAAGAAAAAGAGAAGAGUAGUCAUCGCCAUGGCAGGCAUAAAUCUGGACAAAGAGCUGAAGAGCCUUUGAAUGUUUCUGCACAAGCACCUGUGAUUCCAGAUUUCCUUUUAUAGCAAUAAUUUUUUUUUAUCCUAUAAUCAUAAACUGCUUGAGAGAAACUGGCUGAUAAUAUCCCCUGUAUUCUGCCUUCUUGCAUACAAAGAUGUGGAAAUCAUCAGCAUCAUUGUCACAUUAUUCAGUCAACAAGAUGGGCUUUAUCGACUCAAUGCAACAGAUAUAGUUUACGUUACCUUAUAGUGGGUCGCAUGCUAACAAUCUAAAGGUUUCAUUUAAGGUUACUGCUGAUAUUUUCUAUGAUAAUGUUGAGGACUUCAUAUUGAAAUUGUGGUGUUUUUGCUCUCGCAUUACCUCCCUUGCAUGAGACGUCAUGUAGGCUCACCCUGCUGGUUUUGCUGGAAUGUUACAACUUGGUUGGAACAGAACUCUGAAGGGGAAUCAAGUGGCAGUGUAAUGCUCAAUCCAAUCCGCUUUCUCAGUUAUAAUUAAAAAAUUAUGUUGCUCCAAAAUAAAAUUUAGCUCAUCUUUUGGAAGCUGCUAAUAGUUUGUUGUAGGAAUCAACUGGUUGAGGUUAGUUUAGCAGCAUGACUUUUGUUAUUGCAAUUAUUUUGUCACAUUUUCUUGUGUACAAUGUUGAAUUUCAGAUAUUGUUAACAUUCUCAUGGAAAGAAUUUCAUUUAGCGUAUCCUGAAGCAUUUAAACUGUCUGUUGAGAUCUGUGGAUGUUUGCUGUUGGAAACAAACCCCUCGUGUCAUUCCUGUAGUA